CUGCUGCACGCUGUCCUGUUUUCUUGGAACCAUUUAAAACAGACAAGAUCAAAACAAAACCCCAGUGUUGUUAAACGAAAGUUUCAAUCAUGGCACAGGAAAAAGUGCGUGCAUGCCUUCUCUUGGAGGAUGGCAGCGUUUUCGAAGGGGAUGCCUUUGGCAUGAAGAAGAGUGUUCCAGGAGAAGUUGUGUUUCAGACUGGAAUGGUAGGUUACCCAGAGUCCUUGACAGACCCGUCUUACUGCAAACAGAUUUUGGUUUUGACAUAUCCUCUCAUUGGGAACUAUGGCAUCGGAGAUAAUGCCAACGACAAAUGGGGCCUUCCAAGAUGGUUUGAGUCCAACAAGAUUCAUGCAGCUGGUUUGGUUGUUGGAAACCUUUGUGAGCAGUAUAGCCACUGGGGAGCUGUCAAAUCGCUCUCUGCGUGGAUGGAGGAGCAUGGAGUACCUGGAAUUAGUGGUAUUGACACAAGAGCUCUCACGAUGAAAAUACGAGAAAAGGGAACAAUGCUUGGCAAAUUAAUCAUUGGUGAUCAAGAUGAGAAGUCAAUUGAUUUUAUCAACCCUGAUAAAAUGAAUCUGGUUGCUGAAGUGUCAUCUAAAGCUCCCACAACGUACAAUGCCAAAGGCGAUGUGAGUAUCUUAGCUGUGGACUGUGGAAUGAAAUACAACCAGAUCAGAUGCUUAUGCGAGCGAGGAGCUUCAGUGACUGUUGUGCCUUGGGACCACAACUUGGACCUGAAUGACUAUGAUGGCCUCUUUAUUAGCAAUGGACCAGGUGACCCCACCAUGUGUGCGAAGACAAUUGCCAACAUAAAGAAUAUCCUCAGCAAAGACAACUGCAAACCUGUCUUCGGCAUUUGUCUGGGACACCAACUUCUCUCUUUGGCAAUUGGUGCUAAAACUUUCAAAAUGAAAUAUGGAAACCGUGGUCACAACCAGCCUUGCAUGUAUGAAGAGAGCAUCCGCUGUUACAUUACAAGCCAGAACCAUGGUUUUGCAGUGGACACAAGCUCCUUGCCAGAUGGAUGGAGUCCUCUGUUCACCAACGCCAAUGAUAAGACAAAUGAAGGCAUUGUCCACAAUGAGUUGCCAGUCUUCACGACUCAGUUCCAUCCAGAGAACCGGGCUGGCCCCCAAGAUUUGGAAUUGUUGUUCGAUGUUUUCCUGGAGCAGGUUCGCUCAUUCAAGCAAGGCAAAACAGUACCAACUGUGAAGGAGAGAAUUUACAUGCAUCUUCGCACAGAAGGUAUCCCCAUGGAAGUGUCAGAAUUGCCACCACCGAAAAAAGUUCUUAUCUUGGGGUCAGGUGGUCUUUCUAUUGGCCAGGCUGGGGAGUUUGAUUACUCCGGAUCACAGGCCAUCAAAGCUCUCAAGGAGGAAAACAUUCGCACUAUCCUCAUCAACCCAAACAUUGCCACGGUUCAGACCUCUCAAGGAUUGGCAGACAGAGUGUACUUCCUCCCCAUCACUCCUGAUUAUGUCACGCAGGUUAUCAAGUCUGAGCGUCCUGAUGGCAUACUACUGACUUUUGGUGGUCAGACUGCUUUGAACUGUGGAGUGACCCUGACAAAAACUGGUGUCUUGGACAAGUUUGGCGUAAAAGUUUUAGGCACUCAGGUGGCUUCUAUUGAGUGGACAGAAGACCGCAAAAUUUUUGCGGACAAGAUGGCUGAGAUCAAUGAGUCUGUUGCUCCAAGUGAAGCAGCUUAUUCUCCUGAGCAGGCUGAACAAGCAGCAGAGAGACUAGGCUAUCCAGUUCUGAUCCGAGCAGCCUUUGCUUUAGGUGGCUUAGGGUCUGGCUUUGCAGAAAAUCGAGAGCAACUGAUGACCUUGGUUUCAGCUGCUUUUGCUCAUACCUCCCAAGUUCUGGUGGACAAGUCUCUGAAAGGCUGGAAAGAAGUGGAGUAUGAGGUUGUUCGGGAUGCAUAUGACAACUGUAUCACAGUGUGCAAUAUGGAGAAUGUUGACCCCCUGGGCAUCCAUACAGGGGAGAGUAUCGUGGUGGCCCCCAGCCAAACUUUGACCAACACUGAGUACUACAUGCUGCGCUCCACGGCCAUCAAAGUUAUCAGGCACCUGGGCGUUGUGGGAGAGUGCAACAUUCAGUAUGCCCUCAACCCCUUAUCGCAGCAGUACUACAUCAUUGAAGUGAACGCACGACUCUCAAGGUCUUCAGCUCUGGCCAGCAAAGCCACAGGCUAUCCACUGGCCUAUGUGGCAGCCAAGCUGGCUCUGGGUCGACCACUCCCCGUGUUGAAGAACUCAGUGACCGGCUCCACUACUGCGUGCUUUGAGCCCAGCCUGGACUAUUGUGUGGUGAAGAUACCACGAUGGGAUCUACGCAAGUUUUCCAGAGUCUCCACCAAGAUUGGCAGUUCCAUGAAAAGUGUUGGAGAAGUCAUGGCCAUUGGCAGAAAGUUUGAAGAAGCUUUUCAGAAAGCUCUUCGUAUGAUGGAUGAGAAUGUGCUUGGAUUUGAUCACACCAGCCAAAAAGUCUGUGAGAAGGAAUUGCGAGAUCCAACGGACAAAAGAAUCUUUGUACUGGCUGCAGCAUUGAAAGCAAACUUGUCCAUCGACAGACUGUAUGAACUGACCCGCAUUGACUGCUGGUUCCUGCACAAAUUUCGGAAUAUCAUCGACAAGGUCAACGAGCUGGAAGGGUACAAAGGAAAGGCAAAGGAUCUUCCGGAAGAUUUGCUGCUGUCAGCGAAACAGCUUGGCUUCAGUGACGAGCAGAUUGCCCAUGCUGUGUCCAGCACCGAUCUUGUGAUUCGGAAAUGUCGCCUGGACCUUGGCAUCACCCCUUGGGUGCGCCGGAUUGACACCGUUGCGGCUGAGUGGCCAGCCAGCACCAACUACCUGUACCUGACCUACAGCGGGUCAGAGCAUGACCUUGACUUCCCAGGAAACCAUGUGAUGGUCCUGGGCUCUGGCGUUUAUCGCAUCGGCAGCAGUGUGGAGUUUGACUGGUGUGCUGUCAAUUGCAUCCGCACUCUCAGAGAGAUGGGUCACAAAACCAUCAUGGUGAACUACAACCCAGAGACUGUGAGCACAGACUAUGACAUGUGUGACCGCUUGUACUUUGAUGAAAUUUCAUUUGAAACUGUGAUGGACAUCUAUUCUCUGGAGGACCCAACUGGGAUCAUUCUUUCCAUGGGUGGUCAACUUCCCAACAACAUUGCCAUGGGCUUACACAGGCAGCAGGCAAGGAUCAUUGGCACAAAUCCAGACUGCAUUGACAAUGCAGAGAACAGAUUCAAGUUUUCCAGAAUGUUGGACAAUCUGCAGAUCAACCAGCCUCAGUGGAAGGAGCUGUCAACUUCGGAUGCGGCCAAACAGUUCUGUGAUAACGUUGGAUACCCAUGCCUCAUUCGUCCCUCCUAUGUGUUGAGUGGUGCUGCCAUGAAUGUGGCUAUGAGCCAGCACGACUUGGACACAUAUCUGUCCCAGGCUACGGCAGUGUCCAAAGAUCAUCCUGUCGUCAUCUCCAAGUUCAUACUGGAAGCCAAGGAGAUAGAUGUGGAUGCUGUGGCUGAUGAUGGAGAGGUCAUCUGUAUUGCUGUGUCAGAGCAUGUAGAAAACGCUGGGGUCCACUCAGGUGAUGCGACCUUGGUCACACCUCCGCAAGAUCUGAACGAGGAAACUCUGGCCAAGAUCAAGGCCAUCAGCUGUGCCAUCGGUAGAGCUCUGGAGGUCACUGGACCAUUCAACCUGCAGCUGAUUGCAAAGGACAAUCACCUGAAAGUGAUUGAGUGCAACGUGAGGGUGUCAAGAUCGUUUCCCUUUGUGUCAAAAGCUCUGAACUACGACUUUGUGGCCACAGCGACCAAGAUCAUGAUGGGAGAAAAAGUUGACCCGAUCAACGUCACUGCAGGAUGUGGAAGAGUUGCAGUGAAGGUCCCUGUGUUCUCUUUCUCACGUCUACAAGGAGCAGAUGUCUUGUUGGGAGUUGAGAUGGCAAGCACUGGGGAGGUGGCGUGUUUCGGGGACAAUAGAUACGAAGCUUAUCUCAAGGCUCAGAUCAGCACUGGGUUCAAGAUUCCCAAAAAGAAUAUCUUGAUUUCCAUUGGAAGCUACAAGCACAAGAAUGAACUGAUCCCUACCAUCCGCAAACUAGACAAUCUUGGUUAUCAGCUGUUUGCCAGCAUGGGCACAGCAGAUUUCUAUCACGAGCAUGGAUUCAAGAUCAAAGCAGUGGACUGGCCGUAUGAGGAGCCCUCUGAAGAUGGGGUUCGGAACGGAGAGCAGAGGACCAUUGCGGACUACCUGUCUGACCACAUGUUUGACCUGGUCAUCAAUCUUCCUCUGAGGACCACCGGCACCUACCGCGCCUCUUCCUUUGUCACCCAGGGCUACAAGACUCGCAGGAUGGCUGUUGACUACUCAGUGCCUCUGAUCACAGAUGUCAAGUGCACCAAACUGUUUGUUGAGGCACUCUACCAGCUGAAAUCACAGCCACCUUUGAAGACCAACAUUGAUUGUCUGACUUCUCAGAAGAUCAUCAGGCUUCCCGGUCUCAUUGAUGUCCACGUGCACGUAAGGGAGCCUGGAGCCACGCACAAAGAGGACUGGUCAUCCUGUACUGCAGCAGCCCUGGCUGGUGGGAUCACCACCAUACUGGCCAUGCCCAACACAAACCCGCCAACGGUGGAUAUGGAGGCCUACAAGUUGACCUCCAAGCUUGCCCAGCAAGGAGCGCGGUGCGACUACGGUAUCUACGCAGGUGCCAGCAGCAGCAACUUCCUCACCUUGCCUCAGAUGAGCAACAAAGUGAUUGCCCUGAAAAUGUAUCUCAAUGAUACAUUCACCACUCUCAAGCUGGACGACAUUACUGUCUGGAUGAAGCACUUUGAACACUGGCCUAAGAACUUGCCCAUCUGUGCUCAUGCGGAAGACACGACCACAGCAUCAGUGAUUCUUCUGGCUGAUCUGUUCCAGAGACCUGUGCACAUUUGUCACUUGGCUCGCAAAUCUGAGAUCAUGGUGGUGAAGGCUGCCAAGGAGCGCGGUCUGAGCGUGACGUGUGAGGCUGCACCACACCACUUAUUCCUCACCUCCGAAGACCUGACCUGCAUUGGAGCCCUGCGGGGACAGGUCAAGCCACCUCUAGUCACCAAAGAGGACCAGAAAGCUCUGUGGGACAACAUGGACAUCAUUGACUGCUUUGCCACUGACCAUGCGCCUCAUGCCGUUGAGGAGAAGAACAGUGCCAAACCUCCCCCUGGUUUCCCCGGCCUAGAGACCAUGCUGCCUCUCCUUCUCACAGCUGUCAACGAUGGAAGGCUUACCAUUGAGGAUAUUGUCUUGCGCCUUCACACUAAUCCACGGAGGAUCUUCGGUCUGCCAGAGCAGCCAGACACGUUUGUCGAGGUGGAUCUUGACCACAAAUGGACCAUUCCCACAGCUAUGCCUUACACGAAGUCCAAAUGGACUCCAUUUGCCGGCCACAAAGUCCGUGGCAUUGUGCGAAGAGUGUUGUUGAGAGGAGAAGUGGCUUUUGUAGAUGGCGAGGUUAUUGCAAAGCCAGGCCAAGGCAUUGAUGUCAAACCAGAGACCCUGUCCAUUCCUGCCACAGCAGCACCUGAUGUGGGCACCAGUGGGCUGGGGCAACUCAGUGUGCAGAUCUCAGCUUCCAAUGCUCCGCUGAACAUUUCUGAGCCCCCGAGUCCACGCAAACUUGUGCCUUUUUAUGCCGAUAAAGCCCCGCGCACGCCUCGAUUGCAAGACUCAUCACACCCUGUCUUUGGAAUUGGUGAGUCUCCGGAACAUGGGAUGCCUUUGCGAGAGAAAUCAGGCGAUGUUCUGAGCAGUGUAGAAAAAAUGUCAGACGUCCCCCGAGAUUUCCAUGCCAACCAUGCUGAGAUGCUGCGCCAGAUCGCUGUUGCAUCAGCCGCACCCAUGCCAGGCGUGUAUCCAGCCUCCCUGCAGCCAGUGGGCAUGCAUCACUACACACAUGGACUGACCGGGCACCAUGUCACUACUGUCAUGAACUUCAACAAGGAUCAGUUGUCUCAAGUUUUCAAUCUUGCUCACAACUACAAAGUAGCUGUCAGUAGAGAUAGGCCACUGGAUCAUGUCCUGAAGGGCAAAGUCUUGGCCUCCAUGUUCUUCGAGGCAUCCACCCGCACCAGCUGUUCAUUCACUGUUGCUAUGCAGCGACUGGGUGGAUCUGUGGUCCACUAUGACCAAGGGACUUCAUCUGCCAAAAAGGGUGAAACUUUGGAAGACACUGUGUCGAUGAUGGCUGGCUAUGCAGACAUUGUAGUGAUCAGACAUCCCACUCCUGGGGCUGUGCAGGUAGCGGCGAAGAGUUCCCGCAAGCCAAUAGUGAAUGCUGGCGAUGGCGUGGGUGAGCAUCCGACCCAGGCCCUCCUAGAUGUGUUCACCAUCCGGGAGGAGAUUGGAACUGUCAAUGAUCUCACGAUUACCCUUGUUGGUGAUCUGAAGAAUGGACGUACAGUACACUCCUUGGCUCGACUCCUGACUUUGUACCGUGUGAACCUCCGCUAUGUGGCAAGUCCAGGUCUGGAGAUGCCCAAGGAAAUCUGUGAGUUGGUGGCAGCGCGGGGUGUAAGACAGGACUCGUUCACUAGUCUGGAGCAAGCUUUGCCUGACACUGAUGUUGUCUACAUGACUCGUAUUCAGAAGGAGAGAUUUGAGACCAUUGAACAGUACAAUGAGGCCUGCAACAAAAACCUGGUUCUCACACCGGAGCUGAUGACUCUAGCCAAGAAGAAGAUGGUGGUGAUGCACCCUCUACCCAGAGUCUUUGAGAUCAGCCCAAGCAUUGACACUGACCCCCGGGCUGCCUACUUCAGACAAGCAGAGAAUGGAAUGUACGUGCGCAUGGCUCUCAUCGCUCUCAUCCUUGGCAAGUGCUGAUGAGGCUUGAAAAAUUGCAGAGCUUGUGACAACAAUUUUGUGACUACUGCAUGGAAAGGGAUGAAAAGGAUCGGACUGCCAUAACAAGAAUGUGUGAUGAAACAGGAAAAUUUGAGCGGCGAGCACCAUGAAAUAUGUGUUUAUUGUGUUUGUUUUGUAUUGAAUUCUUUUUAGAAAUAUCUGUGUUUCUUCUUCUGAAGGAAAGACUUGAAAAUAUGUUUAUCAGUAACAGUAGCUUUGUCUUUUUGAGGGCCUUUCAUUGUAACAAGAUUGCCUGUGGUCAGCAUGCCACUUGGGACAUUUACUCUGUGCAUCAUCAUGAUCAUAACCCAAGUGCCCAAGUCACUGGGGGUAUUUUGGUGCCACCAUAGAAGUGAUUGUUACAGCCAGCCGUACAACUCGAGCCAAACGAAGCCCAGUCUACAUGUUGGCAGCAUCCAAUAUAGAAGGUUUUUUAUGUUAAUUUCUCAGAUUUUAUGGUCCCUGUGUUUUGUAAAUCAUUUUGAAUCUCAGAACUUGUAUGUCUUAAGAAAAUUUUUCUAUAACUUUGUAACUUCAAACAAGUGUCCUUUGAUAGUAUCAUCAUGAUUAUCGAGACAAUUACAAAUGAAAUAUGAUGUGAAGAUCUGAAAUGAAAUGCAAGGAUACAGUAUUUUGGACUUUUGCGUUUUAAGAGUCUGUACCACGGAGCAAGAAAUAGCUGCAUUGUGUGUUGAUAUACAUCAUGACUGUGGAAGUGUUUCACCUGUUCACCAAAGGAGAUGCAAUCUGCAAAUUACUGAUCCAUUGUUUUGUGUUGUUUUAAAGUUGGCUUUACACUG
This is a messenger RNA of Aplysia californica (California sea hare), 7705 nucleotides long. Its product is annotated as CAD protein. Lineage: Eukaryota; Metazoa; Mollusca; Gastropoda; Aplysiida; Aplysiidae. Gene Ontology annotation, molecular function: carbamoyl-phosphate synthase (glutamine-hydrolyzing) activity; aspartate carbamoyltransferase activity; ATP binding. The record is from RefSeq and is a predicted model, not a curated record. Gene Ontology annotation, biological process: L-glutamine metabolic process; L-citrulline biosynthetic process; UTP biosynthetic process. The coding region runs from base 90 to 6884 and encodes 2264 amino acids. The transcript has 45 exons. Gene Ontology annotation, cellular component: cytosol; cytoplasm.